Molecule: messenger RNA, 3722 nt
Organism: Phacochoerus africanus (Common warthog)
Lineage: Eukaryota; Metazoa; Chordata; Mammalia; Artiodactyla; Suidae
Product: collagen alpha-2(IV) chain
Exons: 1
Coding region: 291-3722 (1143 amino acids)
Source: RefSeq, a predicted model, not a curated record
GGGCCAGAGCUGGGGGGAUUCUGGGAAGCUGCGUUAGGAGUCAGGGACGUAGGGAAGAGGAGACCUGGGCCCGGGGCAGAUCCUGCCGCUCGUCGGCUCUAAUUACCGUUUCUUCUGCUGAGGCUUUAGUCGGGCGACCGGGACAGGGCGGGGGCAGGGGGCUGUGAGGGAGGAAGGCUGCGAGGGUUAGAGCUGAGUGUGAGUGCGUGUGGGGAGCCGCCUUGGGAGCUGGUGCCAAGACAGGAAGUGCCCCAGAGCUGCGUUGGGAAGGCGUGAGUCGUCCUGGAGCUAUGAGCGGGAUGGCUGGCCAGGGGGCCCUGCGGGGGCUGCGCGGGGGCGAGCCAGCCGCAGAAACGCCGGGCCGCUGCGUGGGGCCCAGCAGGUCUGGGCGUGGAGUCCGGAGGCCGUGGGGGAAGAGAUGGGGUUCAAGGACCACUGGAGGCCGUGGAGCGAGGCGCCGGGCUAGGUCCUCCGUGCGGGAAACGCACUGUGUGAGUGCAGAAAGGCUGCAGGACUGCCGGGGACAGUGGGGGAGAAGACAAGCAGCGGGGACAGCCCAGGCCGCCGGGGCGAACGAGGUUGCGGGGACACCUGGCACUGCAGGCUCUAUGGAGGCUGCAAGGGACCCUGGGACUGUAUGGGUGAACGGGGCUGUAGGGAUACCCCAGGUGGUGGGGCCUGUCGGCUCUGUGUGGGUGACUGGCAGUGGGGAGGAGGAAGAGUCGGUUUAUAGGAGCCCGCGGGGCUGUGAGAGAAAAGGUCGCCCGGGAUCUAUGGGGCACGAGAGCAUUCUGGAGCUGUGGUUGAAGGUGCAGGCCAUGAGGGCAGCUUCAGGAUGUGGGGAAGGAAGCAGAGUCGAACUCCAUCCUGUGCCUGCAGGAGAGGGGUUGCUUGAAAGGGGGAUUCCUGGCCGGGCUUCCUGGGUGGAAACCAGCCGUGGUGGUCUCACAGGACCCUGGGUGAAAGGGCAGGGUAGGGCAGCCCCCGGGGCCGCAGGAAUAGCUAUAGCUCUGGGCCUGGGGGCAGGCUGUGAGAGGGCUGCAGUCGUGUGUGGGCAGGGCCAGCCUGUGAGGAUACCCUCUGUGGCUUUGCCUGGCACUAUGGAGGCCAAUUCUGGGAUUGCCCCAAACCUGCUAGGGAGGGGACAAGCUGUGGGGGUGCCUGGGGCCGAAGAAGGGAUAGACUAUGGGGUUGCCCCAGGCUCUCGGGGAAAAGGAGUGACUGUGGGAGUGCCUGGGGCCAUGGGGUGGCCCAAGGCUGUGGAGGUACCCAGGUCUGUGGAAGGAGAGCUAGGCUAUGGGGGCGCUCUGGGUCUGUGGGGGAGAGAACAGUCAGUGCAGGUGCCUGGGGCUCUGGCACAGGAGGCAGUCUGCGGGGAUACCCCAGGCUUAUGGAGAAGGGUACAGGCCGCCGCGGUGCCCGAGGCCAUGGGGGUCCUCAGGGCUGCACCGGAAGAAACUAUCUCUGUGGGUGCACCAGCCCUGUGGUGGAGGAGACAAGCAGUGGAGGAGACAGGCCCUGGGGGUCUCCCUGGCCUGUGGGGCAUUGGGCAGCCUGUAGGGGUACCUUGUGUUAUUGAAGAGGGAGCGAGAUAUGGGGGUGAUCCAGGAUUCAAGGAAAGGGGACAGGCUCUGUGGGUAGAGACAGGCUCUGGAGGCGACUCAGGGUCAUGGGAAGCUACACAGACUGCAGAGGUAUCUGGUCCUGAUGAGCAGGAGGCAGGUUCCGGGGGUGCUCCAAUGAGCAUAGGACAGGCGAUGGGAGUACCUAGGGCCUGGGGAACCGAACAGUCUGUGGGGGUGUCCCAGGCUGCGGGGCUUCCGGGAGCUGUGGAAGAACCAACCAGCUUCGGUGGUGUCCCAGGCCUGUGGGCUAGACAGCAGGCUCGGGGGGUGCCUGUGGCUGAUGCAGUGCCAGGGGUUGUCCGGGAUGAGAUGUGCGGUGGGAAUGUCCUGAGUCUGUGGGAAAGGAGUCAGGUGAUGGGGGAGCAAGCGGCUCUGGUGCCUGAAGCUUUAGGGAGACCUGGGUCUGUGGAUCAAGAGCCCGGCUGUGGGGACGCCUCAUGUCUGAGCAGGAGGAGACAGGCUGAGGGGUCACCUGAGACAGUGGGGAUGCCAGAGGCAGCAGGUGUGUCCAAGCACAGGUGUGCGCCGGCAGGGGUGCCCACAGCUGUGGGUGCGCCUGGGUCUGGAAGCAUACCUGCCAGGAUGCCUGCUGCUGUGUGGGUGUCUGGCUCUGUGUGUCAGGAAAGCAGCUCCAGGGAUGACAUGAACCUGUGGGGCAGGGCUCAUCCUGCCAGGAUACCUGUGGCUUCAGGGGUACCUGUGGCUCCGGAGGAGGUGUGGCCUGUGGGAGAGGACCCUGGUUCUGAGGCUUUCCGAGGAUCAUGGGGGAGGAGACAGGCCGUGGGGGUUCCCGGUUCUGUGGCUCCUGAGUUACCUGGACUUGUGGGAGAGGAGACUGGCUCUGAGUGUAUCCCAACAUCUUGGGGACGGAGACAGAGUGCCAGGGUUCCUGCAGCUGCUGAGGUGCCCGCCGUGGCUCCUAGGGUGCCUGGUCCUCUAGGGGUGGAGACUGGCUCCGGGGGUUUCGCCCACCUGCCAGGAAGGAAGAAGAUGGCAGGAGUACCUGUGACCACAGGGGUGUCCACAGCUGCCUGGGCGCCUAGGCCUGCACAGGAAGAUGCUGGUUCUGGAGGUGUCGCAGGCCUGUGGGGAGGGAGAGAGACAGUGCGGAGACCUACAGAUGCCAAGGAUCCCACCAGGAUGGGGAUGCCUGCCACUGCCAGGGUGCCUGGGCCCAUGAGGGAAAAUCUGGGCCUCGGGGGCAUCUCAGGCUUGGUGGGAGGGAGACAGACUGUAGGAGCAUCCAUGGCUGUGGGCCUGCGAACAGCCCUGGGGGUGCCUGGGCCUGAGCAAGGAGAGACACUCUCUGGGGGUCUCUUGAGCUUAUUGGGAAGAAGACAGAUUGCUGAGAUGCCGGCAGCUGCCAGCGUUUCCCUGGCGGUGGGAGUGCCCUCUGCUCCUGGGGCCCCUGGGCUGCUGGUGGGUGCUGCUGGCUCUGGGGAUGGCUCAGGUGCAUGGGGAAGGCGAGAGGUUUUUGAGAUGCCCACUCCCGCCAGGGCUUCAGGACCUCUGGAUGGGGAGACAGCCUCUGAAGGUGUCGCAGGUCUGUGGAGAAGGAGACCCAGUGGAGCCAUGUCUGAGGCUGUGUCUUUGGGGAUGCUUGCAGCUGUCGGUGUUCCCAUGGCAGGGCGUGGGGCUGCCGCAGUGUGGGUGACUGGGUGUGCAGGAGAAGGAUCGAAUGCUGCCAUCUCGGGCCUCAGAAUGCCGAGGAGACAGUCCAUAGAGGGCCCCGGGGCUUCAUCGGGGGAGGUGGGAGGUGGAAGUGUCCUGGGGCUGGUGGGGCGGAGCCAGAUGGAGGGGGUGUCUUACACCUUUGGCCGUGGGACCAGGUCACGGAGCUGCCCAAGGUGCGAAGGGGAGGAACCAGACUAUGAGAACGUGCCAGGAGUGUCCAGGGCAGGCACGGCCGUGGGGGUGAAUGAAGCUGAGGAAGUGCCCCUGGUGUCAAGGGAGGAAACAGGCAUUGGCUGGUCCGGGGAUCUUGCCCAACAGGGUGGGAGGAGACAGGCUGGAGGAGGGUCUGGAAUCAGGGUUAGGGGGAACAAUUUGGGAGAAACUUAUGAGGGGGAGGACAGAUUGAGGGGGGCAUUCCAGUAG